UUCACCAAAGCGGCCAACAUGGCAGGAGGCAAGAAGAAAUCCUCUUCUGCGCCGUCAGCACUUCAAAAAACACUUUCCUCCAUAUGGCACGACAAACACAUGGUUUUAUUCAAAGUCGAGUACACGUUCUUGGUUACAGCUGUCCUUUGGUUCUUGGAAAUUGGGAUCAACAUAUGGGUGAUCCAAAAAGUUGCAUACACGGAGAUUGACUGGAAAGCGUACAUGGAUGAGGUGGAAGGAGUUAUUAAUGGCACUUACGACUACACGCUGCUGAAGGGAGACACUGGGCCUCUGGUGUAUCCAGCUGGCUUUGUGUACAUAUUCACUGCAAUGUAUUAUAUCACUGACCAUGGACGGAAUAUUCGUCUGGGCCAGUACCUGUUUGCUGUCUUCUACCUCGUCACUCUGCUGCUUGUAUUCCGCAUUUACCAUCGCACCAAAAAGGUUCCACCGUAUGUGUUUUUCUUCGUCUGCUGUGCUUCGUAUAGGAUUCACUCCAUUUUUGUAUUGCGUCUUUUUAAUGAUCCAGUGGCCAUGAUGCUGCUUUUUGGAGCCAUCAGUCUCUUCCUGGAUGGUUGCUGGACUUGGGGAUGUGCCCUCUACAGUUUAGCUGUGUCUGUGAAGAUGAAUGUUCUGCUCUUCGCUCCUGGUCUCCUCUUCCUCCUCCUGUGUGAGUUUGGUCUGUGGAAAACUCUGCCCAGACUCAUUCUCUGUGCUGCCAUACAGCUGUUGCUAGGAACGCCAUUCCUCCUGGAGAAUCCUGUAGGUUAUGUUAGCCGGGCCUUUGACCUGGGCAGGCAGUUUUUGUUUAAGUGGACUGUGAACUGGCGUUUUCUCCCUGAGGAGGUGUUUUUGAGUCGAUACUUUCACCUGGUGCUGCUCAUGGCUCACAUCACCACGUUGAUUCUGUUUGUGCUGAAGCGAUGGAAGAGGCCUGGGACCAGUAUUUGGUCUAUUCUAAAGGAUCCUUCUGAGAGAAAAGAGACUGUACAGAAGCUCAAUGCUGAUCAGACAGUUCUGGUUCUGUUCACUUCUAACUUCAUUGGGAUGUGCUUCAGUAGGUCUCUGCAUUAUCAGUUUUAUGUGUGGUACUUUCAUACGCUCCCUUAUCUGCUGUGGAGUGGAGGAGUCAAGAAGCUUGCUCACCUGCUCAGGGUGUUGAUUCUGGGUCUGAUAGAGCUGUCCUGGAACACGUUUCCCUCCACCACCUACAGCUCUCUCUCACUGCACGUUUGCCAUCUCAUCAUCCUGCUUUGCUUGUGGCUAAACCCCACCCCUGCUCUUCCAGCUCACAGGUCAGAGAACAAGGCUAAACGCCACUGAACAGUGGCCUGAUCAGAGUGCUCGCUGUGUGGGAUGAUCCUUGGCCUCCACCUCCUGUCUCUGGUCCUGGAGCCCCAAACAGGGGUCAUCCUAGGCAAGAUUAUGAUGCUCAAACGGUAUUGGUUUGGUUUGUUUACGGAUUAAUUAUACAGUUAAUAUACUGUAUUUGGGGGGGGGGAGAGAGUUUACAAUGUUUCUCAGGAUUCUUAAGGACUAAUGCUCAGUCCUUAAUAUCUGAGCAGAAAAUGUGAACGUUUUUUUUUUGGAUCUUUAUCGAAAGGACAUAUUUUUAUUUAUUGUUAUAGCAUAUCCACGCAGUUGACCUCUGAGACCUAAAGGCUCACAGAUCUGCUGAUGUCGGCCCAUGGGUGCAUUAUUGUCAGGACUGUUUAUUGGUACAAAAGCCUAAGAUUAUGUAAAAAUGCCUGAGUUUCAACUUAUGUAUUGAUUACGAUGUCAUUAAUUUUGAUGUCGUUAUUCAGGGAUUUUGUUUCCAUUAAAUGUUGAUUUUCCAACCAUGCACAGCGACUAUAAGCUUAAAAGGAUGAGUCAACCAAACAUAAACUCUCUCAUCAUGUUAUGCAUUGAAUGUUUGCAUGUUCUUCCAAACCUGUAUGAUUUUCUGUCUCCCAUGGAAAAGACAUAAGUAGAUGUUAGGCAGAACGCUAGCCUCAGUCACUAUUCACUUUCAUUGCAUCUUUUUUUGGAAUACCCAAUUUCCAAUGCACUCAAAGUCCUCGUGGUAGCGUAGUGACUCGCCUCAAUCCGGGUGGCGGAGGACGAAUCUCAGUUGCCUCCACGUCUGAGACUGUCAAUCCGCGCAUCUUAUCACGUGGCUUGAGCGUGUUACCGCGGAGACAUAGCGCGUGUGGAGGCUUCACGCUAUUCUCCGUGGCAUCCACGCACAACUCACCACGCGCCCCACCGAGAGCGAGAACCGCAUUAUAGCGACCACGAGGAGGUUGCCCCAUGUGACUCUACCCUCCCUAGCAACCGGGCCAAUUUGGUUGCUUGGGAGACUCCAGGGGUGGUAAUCAGCGUCUUUACUCGCUGAGCUACCCUGGCCCCUCUUCAUUGCAUCUUUUUUACCAUACAAUGAAAAUGAACAUUGACUGAGGCUAACAUUCUGCCUAACAUGUAAUUUUGGGUUCCACAGAAGAAAGUCAUAUGGUUUUGGAACGACAUGAGGGUGAGUAAAUUAUGACAGAAUUUAAAUUUUAUGUGAACUAUUCCUUUAACAAGCUCAUAAUAGUUUCAUGUAUAGGGCACAAAGGAAUAGCAUAGAUCUGCUUUUCCAUUUCGACAGCCAUGAACUUCUUACGUUCUCUUAGUUUUUUUCUGAGUUUGUUUACUGCCUUUGUUCUUUUACUUGUAUUAUGUUCAGUAUGUUUGUCAUUUUUCUGUACUGUCCUACAAAGGCAAAAUGCAGUAAUUACAACAACACCUCAGAUUCAGAGAAAAUGUAAUAAUUCACAUUUAAAUGGACAAUCAUAUUGUAUACGAGACAUAAGUUUCAACUCAAUUUUGACAAUUUAAUAACUGCAUUUUGCAUUUGUAUGGCAGUAAAGUGGAGAAUGGAACAGUGCUGCAAUGCUUAAUUUUUGGGGGUCAGUUUUUAUUUUUCUGAGAUGAAGUGUGAAUGACUGAUCUGAUUAACUUUUUUUUUUUUGCAUGGUCAGUUUGCUUAAUUUCGAUGUAUAAUAACUAUACAGCUGUUACAACUGUUGUCCAUGAUCUUAUUCCAGUUUGAGGGUAUUAACAAAGCCUAACAACUGGAAAGUUGUGGAAAAUGUAUCUUAAAACCUUGAAGAAAGCAUCAUCUGGAAUCAUUCAAGCAUUUUAUUGUAUAGGUUUUUAAGUGAUUGAAAAUAAAAUGUAAUAAUUUCAUAAAAUUCAUACUGUAGAUCA
Myxocyprinus asiaticus (Chinese sucker) is the source of this 3231-nucleotide messenger RNA. RefSeq names its product dol-P-Man:Man(5)GlcNAc(2)-PP-Dol alpha-1,3-mannosyltransferase-like. Gene Ontology annotation, molecular function: dol-P-Man:Man(5)GlcNAc(2)-PP-Dol alpha-1,3-mannosyltransferase activity. Bases 19 to 1323 code for a protein of 434 amino acids. Gene Ontology annotation, cellular component: endoplasmic reticulum. The record is from RefSeq and is a predicted model, not a curated record. Lineage: Eukaryota; Metazoa; Chordata; Actinopteri; Cypriniformes; Catostomidae. The transcript has 9 exons.